GGAGCAGAUGGCGCAGGAGAGGAUGCGUGGUGGCUAAUUUUUGCUACAGGCCUCGGCUUUAGAGUGGGCAGGCACUGAAUGCGACUUCCCCCUCUCCAGGGUGACAGCUCAGACAGAGCGCGGUGGUGUGCCCAGAGUAUCUGGGCCCCGGAGGAGCUAGCUGCGCCAGCCAGGACUGUAGAAGACAUUCUGACCAUGGCCUCCCCAUCAUGCUUCCACUCGGAAGAUGAGGACUCUCUGAAAGGAUGCGAGAUGUACGUGCAGAAACAUGGUAUCCAGCAGGUGCUCAAAGAAUGCAUUGUGCACCUCUGUAUUGCCAAGCCUGAUCGGCCACUGCGGUUCCUCCGGGAGCACUUCGAGAAGCUGGAGAAGGAGGAGAACAGGCAGAUCCUGGCUCGGCAGAAGUCCAACUCGCAGUGUGAUUCCCAUGAUGAAGAGAUCUCCCCAAUUCCUCCAAACCCUGUGGUAAAGGCACGCAGUCGGCGGGGUGGUGUGAGUGCCGAGGUCUACACUGAAGAAGAUGCUGUCUCCUAUGUGAGGAAGGUCAUUCCCAAGGACUAUAAGACCAUGACGGCUCUGGCUAAGGCCAUUUCGAAGAACGUGCUCUUUUCACACCUGGAUGACAACGAGAGGAGUGACAUAUUUGAUGCCAUGUUUCCUGUCACUCACAUCGCUGGGGAAAUAGUCAUACAGCAAGGUAACGAAGGAGAUAAUUUCUAUGUGAUUGACCAAGGAGAAGUAGAUGUAUACGUGAAUGGGGAGUGGGUGACCAACAUCAGCGAGGGCGGGAGCUUUGGAGAGUUGGCCCUCAUCUACGGCACCCCCAGGGCUGCCACCGUGAAGGCCAAAACGGACCUGAAGCUCUGGGGCAUCGACCGUGACAGCUACCGGCGCAUCCUCAUGGGAAGCACUCUGAGGAAACGCAAGAUGUAUGAGGAAUUCCUCAGCAAAGUCUCCAUCCUAGAGUCCCUGGAGAAGUGGGAACGCCUGACUGUAGCCGAUGCCCUGGAGCCUGUGCAGUUUGAAGAUGGAGAGAAAAUCGUUGUUCAGGGGGAGCCCGGGGAUGACUUCUACAUCAUCACAGAGGGCACCGCUUCCGUCCUCCAGCGACGAUCCCCCAACGAGGAGUAUGUGGAAGUGGGGCGCCUCGGACCCUCUGACUACUUUGGGGAGAUUGCGCUGCUGCUGAACAGGCCCCGUGCAGCCACUGUGGUGGCCCGGGGUCCCCUCAAGUGUGUGAAGUUGGAUCGGCCCCGCUUUGAGCGUGUCCUGGGCCCCUGCUCUGAGAUCCUGAAGAGAAACAUCCAGCGUUACAACAGCUUCAUCUCCCUCACUGUCUGAGCUCGCGCCUGCACCUUCAGGGGUCCCCCAUGUGACCCUGGGACCCGUUCCCCAUGCCAGGAGCCUGUAAGCUGCUGGUUGGUGGCCGGGUGGGGCUGGUACCUGGCAUGGAGCUUGGCACAGAGCCUCUCCUUCCUGUGGACUCACUUUUGGAAUAAAUAACCAUCUUGUGCAUUUUAAAAACAAAGGGCAAGGGACAACUGCAUCCCCAGACCAGGGAAGUGACAGCUGACCCCCUCCACAGUGGCCCUGCAGCCUUAUCUUGGGGCCACCCUAUCCCUUCUCCAAGUCUUCUGGGAGUUCUUGUCUGGUCCCCAUACUUGAACUGGCCCUGUGUCCUGCCAGGUCUCAAGAGUGGGGCCACAGCCCCUUGUAGGUCCCCCUCCCCCCAGAGCUGGAUGUUGAUCAGGACAUUGUCCCUUGUCCCUGUCAGAUUCUCCCAGGUGUAGGCCCAGGUAUAGGACAGAUUGUGUCAAAUGGAGGUGUCCUCAAAUGAACACUCAGGCUGACAGCAGAAACAGAAGCUGAAGAAAGGCAUUCUUGGUCCCUGCCCACUACCCCCCACUGCCAGAGGGACCCCUGAGAGACCCAGAUAGACCGUAGCCUCCUAUCUGAGGAUUGAGCUAUGGCCCCAGAAAGCCAGGAGGCAGCUGUUAAGCCCAGUAACCUGUCCUCAGAGCUCUUGGAAAGUCUGUUUCUGGGUAGGCCAGGCACCCUGACCUCAUGUCAGGAAGGCUGGCCAAGCCCGUGACCCCUCAGUGGCUGGACGCCCAGAUUGGGCAGGAAGCAUGGGUGGUGCUGGGGCUUUCCAAACAUGGCAAGUUAGAGCUGAGUCCCCAGCGCCUGGAGGCCAGGAGCCAGGGCUCUGUCUACCUGCCGAUUGGAGACCCCAAGGGGCAGCAAAGAACUCCCAACUUCCUGGCUGAAGCUGUAGGCGUUGAACCUUCCCAAAUUCGCUCUGGAAAGCCUGACUUCCAGACAUCUCUCUUACCAAGUCUCUCUGCUCCCUUACAUUCAGGGAAAGGCAUUGACACCAGGCUUGACCUCACAUCAACACCCUGUCCCCAGUGCAGCGUGAUAUGAACCAGAUAGGUCUGAGGGCCACACGAGUGUCCCAACUGCUCAGUGUCUCCUGGGUGGCCAGAUGUCAUGAGACUGUGUGAUCAACCUUUUCUUACCCCACUGUGCACGCCUAGGGAGGUGACCCCUCCAGCUGGCCUCCCUGUGUGACCCUGGCCAUGUGUGUCCUGCCUGCACCAUGGAGUUUAUGGACCUGCUCCUCCAUCCUUUAUUUAUGUCAUCAAGUGCUGCAUGAACUAUUAAAUGUGCAAUGAAGAA
This is a messenger RNA of Psammomys obesus (fat sand rat), 2679 nucleotides long. It is a transcript of the gene Prkar1b, whose product is annotated as protein kinase cAMP-dependent type I regulatory subunit beta. The record is from RefSeq and is a predicted model, not a curated record. Gene Ontology annotation, cellular component: cAMP-dependent protein kinase complex. The transcript is spliced from 11 exons. The coding region runs from base 79 to 1341 and encodes 420 amino acids. Gene Ontology annotation, biological process: regulation of protein phosphorylation. Gene Ontology annotation, molecular function: cAMP-dependent protein kinase regulator activity. Lineage: Eukaryota; Metazoa; Chordata; Mammalia; Rodentia; Muridae.